Molecule: messenger RNA, 928 nt
Organism: Exophiala mesophila
Lineage: Eukaryota; Fungi; Ascomycota; Eurotiomycetes; Chaetothyriales; Herpotrichiellaceae
Exons: 1
Coding region: 151-651 (166 amino acids)
Source: RefSeq, a predicted model, not a curated record
AUUGAAGCUCCCAUCUUCAAUCAUUGCAUAUCCUGUGAAAUCGAAUGUAGCUUCGUGCAACAAUACACGCCGUUCUCAACAUCGUUUUCAAUUGUUGCUUUCUUGUGGAUCUGCUCUGGACUUCCACCAUCUUAGCCCUCGAUCAGCAGCAUGGACAAUCCUACCAUAAUUCGCACGACCCAGGCCUUGGGUCUGACCACGGCCCUGGUCAGCUCUGGCAUCAGCUUCUGUGCUGCUGGCCUUUGUUUCCCUCCCAUUCUGCCGCUACCGAUAUCUGAAUCCAGCCGUAUACUAGCAAGUCUCUUUUACUCGGGCGGCAAGCUAGUGGUCCCGCUCACCAUUACCUCAGCGGUGUGUAACGGAGUCGCAGGAUACCUGGUACCACAAGCGUGGAGGGAGUACACGGUCGCCGCGAUUCUGGCACUUUCGAUCCCAAUUUACACUAGGGUGUGGAUGAUGCCGGGGAUUAACAAACUGCUGAGGGUCAGUCAAAUGGAUGGAAGUGCGAUUCAGGGAGUCCGGCGUGAACAUGUGUUGCAACUGCUGCAAGAGUGGGCUUCGCAGACGUAUAUCAGAGGUGCACUCGCUCUCGGGGCUGGCUUGUUGGGGGUUUGGGUUCUGGCGAGAACGCAGGUUGUUCAAGAAGCAUGAGUUAUGGGACCAUGAUUUCUGGUCCGUCGGCUGGACGAGCGUGAGCUGAGUCAGGCAUCAUGAUUGAGUAGACUCUCCACUUCUGAUCUCAUCAAUACUAGCUGCGCUGGCAUAAUCAGAUGAUGUUGCAGACCUGGCCUGAAGGAGGACAACUAGUGUGGUUUCAACUGUCAUUAAAGGCUGAGGGGCCAUCAUCACUAUCUUUAAGAGCUGAGGGUGGGGGAGGGGAGCUUUCUGGCCCUAAGUAGGUACUUGGAGCAUUUGGGGUUGCCUUCUA